Malurus melanocephalus (red-backed fairy wren) is the source of this 1712-nucleotide messenger RNA. RefSeq names its product required for meiotic nuclear division 1 homolog (gene RMND1). Gene Ontology annotation, biological process: positive regulation of mitochondrial translation. The transcript has 11 exons. Lineage: Eukaryota; Metazoa; Chordata; Aves; Passeriformes; Maluridae. Bases 164 to 1537 code for a protein of 457 amino acids. The record is from RefSeq and is a predicted model, not a curated record.
UGUUUCAAGCACACAGUUCAGUAAUGUGUUGUGAUCUUGGAGUGUUUCCAUAGGAUCAAAAAAAUCUGUUUAUUCCCUCCCACCAAUGUCAUGUGCUUUGGCAUACUAAUCUUUUAGGGGCCACCUUCUAGAUAACAGAGAAAUAAUAUUAUUUCUUUGAUGGAUGAUUUUGUUUGUUUUAAAUACAGUUCACAGGGAAGAAAUGGGACUGAAAUUUCUGCACCUUCAGACAAGAUCUUUCCAUGCUUUAACAACAGUAUGCCGAUGCCAAAGCUUUGACAAAACUGGAUGUCUACUAUUMAAGCUGGAUAAUGAAGUUGAAAGAACAGCAAAGUCUUGGAAUUUGCAUACUCUGAUAACUGCAUUCCCGUGGUUGACAAGUCRAUGUGUGCAAGUCAAGAAUUGGCAGUUUCUACAAGGAUUUUUAUCCACUUUGGGAAGAAAUGUUUAUUAUCAGAAUGGGGAGGGUUUUUUCUCAUCCUGGAGACGUUUGAGUGUGACAAUGAUGGCAAACUACAGGCUCAAUGCAGAGUGGAUCAGAAGGCUUAGGAGCACGUCAUCAAGAUUUUAUGCAGUUGUAUCCACYGGUAAAAUCAUGCCCAAACCCAAUAACCAGCAGGUUAAGAGGCCGCCAAAGGCACCGAGGACCAAGCAACCAUCCAGAACUAACCUGCCACUCUCAGACRUGAAGAAUCUGAUGCAGUGCACAGCCUUUGCAACAGCAGAUGAAUAUCAUCUUGGUAAUCUGUGUCAUGACCUGACUUCACAUGGAUGUGUUGAAAUAACAAGUUUGCCUAGAGAUGCUGCAAAUGUUUUGGUGGUCAGUACUGAGAAAUCUGCAAAAGAAAAUGAUCCUGGCAUGAUUUUUUUCUUCAGGGAAGGGGCUGUUGUAUUUUGGAAUGUGGAAGAGAAAUGUAUGAAGAAUAUCAUGCGAGUCCUAGAGCAGCAUGAAAUCCAGCCAUACGAAGUUGCACUGGUCCAUUGGGAGAAUGAAGAGCUGAACUAUAGAAUAGGAGAAGGUCAGUCAAAGCUCCAUAAAGGACAAAUCUUGUUAAAUUCUGAGCUGGAUAGUGAUGAAGUUGUUCUGCAGAAAUUUGCCUUUUCAAAUGCUCUUUGUCUUUCUGUAAAGCUGGCUAUUUGGGAAUCAUUACUGGAUAACUUUGUGGAAUCUAUCCAGUCAAUUCCUGAGAUUCUAAAGUCACGAAGGAAGAUAAAACUCUCUCAUGCAGAUGUGAUGCAGAAAAUUGGAGAACUCUUUGCACUAAGGCACCGUAUAAAUCUGAGCUCAGAUCUACUAAUAACACCUGACUUCUACUGGGACAGAGAAAAACUGGAAGAGCUCUAUGACAAGACUUGCCAGUUUCUCAACAUUAAUCGCAGAGUUAAGGUAAUGAAUGAAAAGCUCCAGCACUGCAUGGAGCUGACAGACCUAAUGCGCAAUCACCUGAAUGAAAAGCAUGCUCUGCGCCUUGAGUGGAUGAUAGUAAUACUCAUCACCAUAGAGGUUCUGUUUGAACUUACAAGGGUAGUUUUCUGAUGGCAGAAGAAACUCAGGAAGAAGGAAAUUAACAAAGCAAUAAAGACCUCAAGGCCUGGGAAAUGCUCUUCAUAUGUUUCUGGAGAAUCAUGAAAUUGUGUCUCGAUAGAUCUCUAAAUCUUAUUCUACUCAAAUAAAACACACAAAAAAAAUCAGUCUGUGAACAUUAUUCCCA